Priapulus caudatus is the source of this 3828-nucleotide messenger RNA. RefSeq names its product ras-related protein Rab-3-like. Gene Ontology annotation, biological process: regulation of exocytosis; protein secretion; protein localization to plasma membrane. Gene Ontology annotation, molecular function: GTPase activity; GTP binding. NCBI's taxonomy places the organism in Eukaryota, Metazoa, Priapulida, Priapulimorpha, Priapulimorphida, Priapulidae. The record is from RefSeq and is a predicted model, not a curated record. Gene Ontology annotation, cellular component: endosome; plasma membrane; synaptic vesicle. The coding region runs from base 1 to 663 and encodes 220 amino acids. The transcript is spliced from 3 exons.
AUGCAUGAGCAGUUUGAAACAUGUGCUGAUCGACGUUCCUUUGUUUUUUACAGUGUCGGGAAGACGUCGUUUCUCUUCCGCUAUGCAGACGACUCUUUCACUUCAGCCUUCGUCAGUACCGUCGGCAUCGACUUCAAAGUCAAGACGGUGUUUAGGAACGACAAGCGAGUCAAGCUGCAGAUAUGGGUGAAUACUCACUCUCACAUGCUGUGCCCGUGGCUAGCACGCAGCCAAUCGUUUGAUCCUCGCUUUUUGAUUCCGUUCUCACGUGUUGAUUCCGUUCUCAUGUAUGCACACACACACACACGGACGCACACACCUCUAACACAUCCUCUCCCCCCACGCAGGUCGACGCAGAUCAAGACCUACUCGUGGGACAACGCGCAGGUGAUUCUCGUCGGCAACAAGUGCGACAUGGAGGACGAGCGCGUGCUCUCGCACGACCGCGGCCGCCAGCUCGCCGACCAGCUUGGCGUCGAGUUCUUCGAGACGUCGGCGAAGGAGAACGUCAACGUGAAGCAGGUCUUCGAGCGACUCGUCGACAUCAUCUGCGACAAGAUGUCGGAGAGCCUCGACACAGAUCCGACGAUUGUGAGCGCGGCGAAGGGAGCGCGCCUCACAGAGAACCCCGCCGCGCCGCAAAACAGCACCUGCCAGUGUUAGUCCGCAGCCGGCGGCGGCGGCGGCGGGGGCGGGGGACCCGCGAUCGCUCGGUUUUCGCGCUUCGGCCCUCGCUGCACGGCGGCACUGGCGUCUUUGGAGAGAGGCGAGUGCUGCCGUGUGCCACGACUAGACAAGUGCUGCCAUCUUUCAGUCAGGGGUGGCAGGUGCUGCCACCUGUCACGAUUAGGAGAAUGCUGCCACCUUUCAGUCAGGACUAGACGAGUGCUGCCAUCUGUCACGACUAGUAGAGUGCUGCCAUCUAUCACGUUUAGGUGGGCGCUCUCUCUCACUCGUGUCUUCAGAAGUGCCUGUUUGGCGCACGCUCCCCAACCAAGAGCUGGUCGAGGGAGGUCCGUUCUGGGUGGAAGUGACAUUCUCAUCAGCUCUGGAUUGACUUCUUCAUUUUCGAAUCUACAAAUCAUGUCUGUUGAAUGGGUUUAUUCCUGAGGCUCCUUAACGUUGGACCGAAAAGAACUCGCCGUGUCUUUCUCCUGGCGGAGAGUCUACCAAAUACAGUGGUAAAACGUGCGCUAAUACAAAAGCCGCAGUUCAUCCCAAGUAUGUAAGAAGACAGGUGAAUGCAUCACUGCUUCUGUCCCUCCUCGGUUUUUUUAGGGUGUUCCCCAUCAUUACUUAGUUACACCGAAGGUUGUUGCCAUGGACCUCUUGUACGAUGUGUAUUCUCACAAGCCCGUUUCCAUGGCUACAGUGAUAUGUGCAGUGUUUUGUCACAUUUGUACAAUCGACUGCCAAAGGUGAUUCAGACUUGUUCGGAAGACAAGCGAAUACCAAAUUUACGAUAGUAACGAAGUAUUCAUUUAACGGUUAGCCUUAGUGGAAGGAUAUAGUAGUGUUUGUGCAUGAUUGCACAACCAAAGAAUGGUAACCAAACAGUUGAUUGAAAAUUGUAGAAUAGAGGUUUAUUCUGCAGCAUUGUGGUGUGAACCUCGUAUAUAUAUGACUGAAAGUGGCAAUAGUAUUUAGACUUUGGUAUUUAGUUCUCAUGUUGUAAGGUGCACGUUACACCAGGCAUUCUAUCAUUCGAUUAGCUACAUCUUAAUUUGGGAUUGUGUGAAUUUGCCUGUUGUUAGGCAAGAACCAAGGUCAGUGAAGAAAUUCAAAAGCAUCUGGAAUGAAUUAUUUAGCAUGGAAUAUGACCCUAUUCAGAAACUUUCCAUCGCAGGAAAUGAUACCACAUUUUUCAUUGCCACAGUGCGUCCAUGGUAUAACGUAGUGAUAAGUGAACGAGCAUUUCGUAAGAUUCAUGCUCACUAUAGCCUAGUUAUAAAACACAUAGUUCAUAGACUUUUGAAACUAGGUUACUUGCCUGUAGGCUUUUAUACCAAGAGGCAGAUUUUUAAAGGUAUUGUGCAUGUGCCUAGAUAAGUCAGCCACAGCCAUAUAGUUUGAAGGCACUUGUAUGCGCUCACCCUUGACUGGUUUGAGAAACAGUUAGAAUAUGUAGACGGUCAACAUACUAAUGACUUAUAGUAUGUCUUUAGUAUGCCGUGGAAGUUUUGCUGUUAUAUAGAGUACGUGCUGUUACGAACGAGGACGCGCUAGGAACUUAGCAGUAGAAAUGCGUGAGCAAUUGUGUGGACACAUUUGCACAUGUUAAUCGUUAUUGUACGACAAUACCAAAAAAAUGUAUAGUGGCACUGCCAUGACGUCGCUCGUCGUGGUGUGUUGGUUUUCUAGAAGUACGGUGGUCCGUCCCCGUUUUAUCGGGCCUCGGUUAAACGGGCGCAAGCGUUAAACAACACAUGUAUUUGUACAACAAUCCUUACGCGCUUUGUGUGUGUUUCCCACUUAAUUUCGGGGGACAUUGUCAUGGCUCUUCGGACAAAGCGCGGACCACUGUAUUGAAAUUAAGACCGAAUAGAUGCAUCUACUAAGCAUAUAUAUAUAUAUAUAUAUAUAUAUAUAACGUUGCUGUCACAUUGAUUUGUCAAAUUUUUAUUCUAGAAUUUACCGUCUCGCACGAGAUUUUUUCUUGGUUAUUUUGACGGACUGUGUGCUCGGGUUCCCAUAUCGCGUGCUAAAUGUUGUUUAGUGGCGUCAGUGCAGCGGUAAUAUGAACGUUUGAAAACGUAGCACAAGAUAGCUAUCAUGACCCCAUAUUUGCUGGACCCACUGUGUACCUACCUAUUCAGGUAACAUAUGUACUUGUCCAGUCUUUAUUACCCGUAAGUUUAAAGCUGUACACUCGUGCUUUAUUUUCAACUAGUUUGUUAUUCUUGUCAGGGAUGCCAACACUAGCAGGGUUCGUUUUAUUAUUUAUUUUAGAUUCUAGUGUGGAAUUAAUAUAUAUCUUGUGCGCGUGGACAUGGUUUUAGAGGCCGCGUCUUGUUUGCUAUGAAUGUGUGAAGUCACGACCAGAAGUGGUAACGAUAUAGUGGCCCCACCUAGUGUCAGGUUUCUAUGAAAUUCUAUUCCGAAUUUGCUUGCGUCCGGCAUGUAUGUGCGGACGGUGCACACACUAUUUCGACGCUAGCAGCUCUUGUGGAUAAUGUUUUCCUGUUUGUAAUAGCUGAAUUGAGUGCAGAACCGCUAAUAACGUACCCAGAUUAUUCGCCAGAUAUGGGUGACACAUUAGGCUAGGUCUAUAACUACCCAUUAUCCUUAACAAACAAACAAACUAACUAACUAACUAACUACUCGUGCACAAGUCUGCUCUGUGUCUGUUACAAUCCCGUUACAGGAUCUGACUAAAUAUAAAGACACGAUAUAUGUAAGAUACAUAUAUGUGCAUCAGUGUGUCACACACAUACUGCCAACCAACUAUUCGUCUAAUGCAGCUAUUGGAGGUGUUAAUGUUAACACGCUCGAGACAGUCCUCCGCUGAGAGAAUGGGAGCAUUACAGUCAUUCCCAGAUAUUUGAAUCCAAAGUAACAUUCCAAAGAAUAUUUAUGUAUAAUUUGCGCGUAUUUAAUUUGAGUCGACGAAUUGUCAAACGAGUCAUCGUCGGCCGAUAUUUUACAGAGUUCUAUUUAUUUUGGACGGAUGCGAGUCACAGAGUGUUUGCGUGUUUAAUUUCCAUGCGGCUCUGUGCUCUCUACUGCAUCUCAUAGGUAGCAUUGAUGUACUUGAUGCUGUGUUCGAACGACACCAGGCCAUAAAUCGAUUGUUGCAAUAAAGGUAUACACGUAGUGAAAACUGUUUAA